Messenger RNA from Penicillium pulvis, 1098 nucleotides. RefSeq lists its product as uncharacterized. Bases 1 to 1098 code for a protein of 365 amino acids. Gene Ontology annotation, molecular function: transaldolase activity. Gene Ontology annotation, biological process: pentose-phosphate shunt, non-oxidative branch; carbohydrate metabolic process. Gene Ontology annotation, cellular component: intracellular anatomical structure. The transcript has 5 exons. Lineage: Eukaryota; Fungi; Ascomycota; Eurotiomycetes; Eurotiales; Aspergillaceae. The record is from RefSeq and is a predicted model, not a curated record.
AUGGGCAGCGCAGGCACUGUAUCAUGGCUGCAAAAGCUCUCCGAGCAGCUCAAUAUUGAUGUGGACUGGAUGGACCCCUCGUACACUCUCAGUAUGCCCAUCGUUCCCCAUGAUAUGACCAGCAAUCAGGGUUGGGUCCACGAACAGAUGUGCAACCCAAUCAAUGAGGAGUUGUUUAAGAGUGUGGUCAAGGAAUACAAAGACCAGGGCUGGUUAAAGAUCUACACGCGCAUGGCUGUUUUGAUGUCCAAAGCCAAUAUCGACAACAUUCAAGGCCGAGUCCUUCUUCAAACUCUCCCUUCUGACGCCUAUGAUACUGAGAAAACACUCGAGCAAGCCCGUGCGUAUGCUCGGGAAUUUGAGAGUGUGGGUGUUUCCAAGGAUCGCUUCUGUAUCAAGAUCCCAAGCACUGGGCCUGCCUUGAAUGCUUGCCCCAUUCUGCUGCAGGAGGGUAUUCGCACGCUCGGCACUGCUCUAUUCAGUGUCCACCAGGCUAUUGCUGCUAGCCAGGCCGGAUGCUUAUACGUCAGCCCAUACUAUAAUGAGGUUCGCGCGCACGAUGAGCAGGAGCUAUGGCCCAAAUCUAAUGACCCGGCUUUGCUGCACCCAAUGUCUCCGCGUCUCGUCCAGAUUCUUGAAACAUACAAGCGUAUGUACAAGGAGACCGGGAAGGAGCAGCCAUUCCUCAAGAACGCUAGUUUCAUUUCGCCAGAGGAAGCUAUGGCGGCCGGUGAGAUGGGAUGUCAUUCGGCGACCAUCUCUCAUUUGGUCCUCACUCAACUGGCUAACCUCCCGUACGAUGGCUCGAAGCAGCCUGGAGAAGGGGUGCCUAAGCCGGAUCACCCAUACAAGAACGCUGCGCCGACCCCAGAGCGCCUGAGGAAGGUUGCGCAGACGGAUCCUUUGAUCGGACCUAACUGGGAUGGAAAAUUGUCGAGAACCGAUAUCGACUAUCUAGCUAACGGAGGUGCUGAGCUAGAUAAGGCGAAUGAGGAAGAUCCGCAAACCAAGAAGCGGCUGCGGGAAGCUCUUGCGCUGUUUGUCGCUGCGGAGAAGAGAAGCCAGGCGAAGAUUGAAGAGGCCAUGAAGAAUGUGUAG